This is a messenger RNA of Olea europaea var. sylvestris, 1880 nucleotides long. RefSeq names its product UV-B-induced protein At3g17800, chloroplastic-like. The transcript is spliced from 3 exons. Bases 1054 to 1803 code for a protein of 249 amino acids. The record is from RefSeq and is a predicted model, not a curated record. NCBI's taxonomy places the organism in Eukaryota, Viridiplantae, Streptophyta, Magnoliopsida, Lamiales, Oleaceae.
UAAAUAAUUUUCGUGAAACAUGAGUUGCAUAUUGUAUUUUAAAACAAGACCCAUGUUUUAAACAUUGACGUAGAAUUUAUUAUUAAUCAAGGCGCUUUGCAUUCUAAUUUCUGAUUUAUUUUUCAUAAUUACUCAUAAAUAAUUAUGUAUUUCCAUGAAAUUAUGGAAACGAAGGGCUUUUUUAUUCCAGCAAAGUAGAAAUUUGUCACAUGCAGCAUCUAUUAAUUCCCAUUUUUCACAAAACAAACUUUUAUUCAUCAAUUGCCACCCAACAAAUCCAUACGUAUUAUACAAAUCAUAUCUUCCUGAAGUAAAAAGGACAGUUUUUCAAUUCAAAUCAUCUUGAUUCAGUUUUUCAUUUCAAUACUCGAGUUACUUCACUUUUCCCGAAGAACAGAGGUUUUAUUUCAUUUUUAUGUGUGUAACUUCUCUGGUACUUAAGAAUUGUAGUGUUUUCAUUUUGGGGCUUGUUGCUGCGCUGGGUAUUUUUUAUUUUUUGGUUAAUUACUUCAUUUUUUUGUUGCUCUUGAUUUUAGAUGGAAACAGCAGCUGCUUUCGGGUCAUCUUUCAGCUGCAUUUCUCACGGAACUCCCAACCGGUUCUUCCGAUCUGGAGCUAUCCGACCCGAGUUCCUGUGUUUUGGAUCCAAAUCCCUGAUCUCAACCCCAUGGCUUCAGCGCCAACAGUCUAUUUCUUAUGUGAAGCUCUGAAACAAGAAAGUGAAUGUUGUAACCAGGAAGGGCGCUUUGAUUAGAGCAUCGAUGCAAUCUUCUGAUUCUGCUGGUUCAGAUGCUCCUAUUGCUCCACUUCGGCUAGAGUCUCCAAUUGGACAAUUUCUCUCUCAAAUUCUGUUAAGUCACCCACACCUUGUUCCUGCUGAAGUAGAACAGCAGCUCGAGCUGCUUCAACUGGCCGUGAUGCAGAUAAAGAGAAGGAAGAACCAGCUGCAUCUGGCACCGACCUAGUAAUGUACAGGAGAAUUUCUGAGUGAAAGCUAAUGAAAGGAGAAAGGCCUUGGAAGAGAUAUUGUAUGCCUUGGUGUUACAGAAAUUCAUGGAUGCCAAUGUGUCAUUGAUACCCACUCUCAUCCCAUCAUCAGACAAUUCUGGUCGAGUUGAUACAUGGCCCAGCCAAGAAGGGAAGUUUGAGAGUCUCCAUUCUCCGGAAGCUUGUGAGAUGAUCCAAAAUCACCUGGCUCUUAUUUUGGGAAAUCGAUUAGGUGAUUCAACCUCAGUCGCCCAAAUAAGCAAACUAAGGGUUGGCCAGGUUUAUGCAGCAUCUGUGAUGUAUGGAUAUUUCCUUAAGCGAGUCGACCAACGGUUUCAGUUAGAGAAGACGAUGAAAAUCCUUCCACAGGGGGUUGACAAUGAAGAGAUUGAAAUCCAACGGAAGAGGAAGCCUAGUCUUGAAAGCAGUGACGAGUCUUUUCAGAAUGCUCAACCCCACCCCGAAUUGUCAUCAUUGUCUGGUGGUGGCUUUAGUGCCGGAGGUUUCGGUCCUGCGAUGAAGCUUUCAAGAUUGCGAACUUACGUGAUGUCGUUUGAUGGGGAGACACUUAAGAGAUAUGCAACGAUCCGAUCUAAAGAGGCUGUUAGUAUCAUUGAGAAACAUACCGAAGCAUUGUUCGGUAGACCUGAAAUUAUCAUCAUACCUGAAGGGACCGUUGAUACUUCGAAAGAAGAACUCAUCAAGAUUAGCUUUGGUGGUCUGAAGAGACUUGUUUUGGAGGCGGUGACUUUUGUUUCAUUCCACCGGGACGUGGAGAGCUAUGUCGACUCAAGGUACCAUUUUGUUGCAAAUUAAGCUCUGUUGACAUAAAAUUUGUUGGAGGCUUUACUGACCUAAAAUAUGCUGCAAUGGAAAGACGUGUUGGGCUUAAA